Molecule: messenger RNA, 882 nt
Organism: Racocetra fulgida
Lineage: Eukaryota; Fungi; Glomeromycota; Glomeromycetes; Diversisporales; Gigasporaceae
Source: the annotation of a GenBank genome assembly
AUGACCUUCUUUCGCCUUAAAAGUGAUGCCUAUGACAGCGUAAUGGCAUCCCAGAUUGCUAUGUCAGUUUUAUGCAAGUAUGACCCGAAAGGUCGACACGCGAACGUUGCUGAAGCUACGAAACUGUGCAACGUUAUUGAGUGGAGUUAUCCCAGCCAGGGAUCUUUGAAAUCUGGCAGUGAUGCUUCCACAUCGAAAAACAGAAGAUUUAGAAACAAGGAAUUAGAAAAAUUAGCGGAGAAACUCGACCCGCCCAACAAAACAUUCAGAAAGAGGAAAGAACCCUAUAAUGAAAAUGCUCAAGAAGAAAGCUCUUCAAGAGCAAAAAGUAACGCUCAAAUUGUCAAUGACAUGAAUUAUCUUCACCAAUUAAAAUAUAAAAAUGCAAAUGCCGUCACUCAUCCGAGACCCGAAAAUGCGGAAGCCGAUACUAACCUAGACCCCGAAAAUACAAGAACCGAUACCAACUUAGAACCUGAAAAUGCAGAAGCCAACACUCAGGAUAGCGCCGCGAACCAGUCGUUGGACAAUAGCAAAGAUGACCAAACCGUCUAUAAAGAAAUUUCUAGCGAUCAAGAAGACGAUAAGAUGCAAUCUCAAGGAAAAGCCAACAACGCCCCUUUAAGAAACAUAUCUCAUAUUUCCGACAUCGUAAUCUCUAAUAACGUAUUUCCUCCUGAAACACACGAUGAAGACCAAAUAUAUAAAAGACUCAUAGCUGGAUUCAUAAAAUUAGAUGACUUGACUUUGCCUAUAUCUUACAACGACCCUGACCUAGAAGCAAUGAUCUUUCCCGAUUUAUUUCCAACGAAAAAAGGUCACUAUGAAAACGUACGAGAACAAUUAGGUUGUACUGGUACUGGCCACACUGGUUCUAUUUGA